Messenger RNA from Gossypium raimondii (Peruvian cotton), 1529 nucleotides. RefSeq lists its product as uncharacterized. The coding region runs from base 503 to 1369 and encodes 288 amino acids. Lineage: Eukaryota; Viridiplantae; Streptophyta; Magnoliopsida; Malvales; Malvaceae. The record is from RefSeq and is a predicted model, not a curated record. The transcript has a single exon.
CACUGAGUAAACCACACUUCAUUUAUCCUGCAAACCACUGUUCCAAACCAUAGCCUGGAUGUUACCACACUGAACCAACAUCCCACCUAGAUGCCCAAAACACAUCCCUAAUCCAUCAAUCUAAAAGCAAAUAAAAAAAAAACACUUUCAGUCAUUGGAUUCAUUCACCCAUCCGUGCAAAUAUAUAUCUAUAGACAGAAAUAUAAUAAAGGAAGAUGAGCAGUGACCAACACUGUCUACAAUACCUUCUUCAUUUUCUACCCACAACCAAAGUCACCUAUUCCCAGACGCAAAUAACACCCACAUGCUUUCAGAAAAUGACAAAUAACCAUACUGCAAAUCUUUCAUUCUCCAAACUCUAGACCUUCAUGUAAGUAUAUAACUCAAAACAUCAAAGAAACUCGUGUAGAUAAAGACAGACAGGAUAAACGAGAAAUCUCUGGAAUCUUUAAAGAAGAAGGAAAGGUUUUCUUUUUUUUUUUGUGUGUGUGCGCGCGUGAAAAUGAAGGUGUCGUCGAAACCCAUAUCGAGCCCCUGUCGGGGAGAGAAGUAUCCGCCACAAUUGAUGCGUUUUCUGAGAAGCAACGUUGGAAGUAGAAGCAGGGGAAGGUCACGUUCCAGCCCCAUGUUUGUUAGAAGAAAGCACACCCCCAUCGAAACCCAAGAGCCUUCUUCGCCUAAAGUCACUUGCAUGGGUCAGGUUCGGGUCAGACGCUCCAAACAAACCGCUCCACCAGGUGCUCCUAUUUGUCGCAGCAGCCGCUGUAAAUGGAUCACUAAUGCUCUUUUUUGCCAUAAUUUCCCUGGGAAAGUCAAGGCCAAGCCUUUUGUUAAACCCUCUUGGGAGAAAUGGGGGACUUUUUUCCUUAUGGGCUCUUGCAGAAAACCCCAAACUAGAGAAGAUUCAUCGAAAUAUGGGAACAAAAUGGAAGGAAGUGAAGAGGAAGAGGAAGCUAAGAUAUUUGCAUCUUCUUCUUGUUCAUCACCACCAAAAAAUGCUUUGAUUUUAACACGUUGUCGAUCAGCUCCGUACAGGUCUUCUUCUUUAGCUUGUAGAUUUUGGGGGUCACCUUUAGCCAACCAUGAAACAAAUGAAGAAGCAGAGGUAGCGAAGAGAGGAUUUGAAGACGAAGAAGAGAAAGAGUCGAUUUGUAGAAAUUCGGAAACUGAAGAAAAGCCCGGUUUUUGCAGCAAAAUUGAAGAGAAAGAAAUAGAAGAAACUGAGAGAAGUCAAGAAUCGAAAACAGAGCAGCAGGGAAAUGUAGGGCCUGUAGUUCUCACAAGAUGUAAAUCAGAACCGGCUAGAAAUGUUGCAAGGCUCGAUCCUGAAAUGAGAUUGUGGAAGAAGAGAACGUUGGGUUUCACGUGAUUCAUUCCAUUUUAAUUUAAUUAAAUUUCUGACUCAUGUUACGUCAACAGCUAGAGCUUUGAGAGAGAAUCUCUAUGGGAUCUUAGAUUAAUAUAAACCAAGAAAACGGAAAUAUGUAGAGUGUUAAAUCAAAUCAAUGAUAAGGUUUAUGUCUUCUUAA